AUGAAGAUCUCGCGUAAGAACUCCGCCAAUGUAUCGGAUGACGCAGCCACGCGAAAACAAGAAGAGAGCCGAGACGCUCUGAGGCAGGCUAUAUUCCAAAAGACCGCCAAUGAGGCUUUGCAAAUACCAAAUGGCUAUCUCAAAGUUGCAGUGAAAAUCAUUCGCUGGAAUGAGAACAUUGACGAUUUCAAGGGCCACGCUGAAGAAAUCGCGCGACUGGAACGCAUUUUCCGAGACAGGUUCGGCUAUCAGUGUUCCGUACAUUCCAUCGACGACAACAAAAAGCCCCAGCUCGACAUCAACAAGGCUAUUCUGGAUCAUGUGUUUGAGCACGAUGACCCACAUAGCCUGCUGAUAUUCUACUACACCGGACAUGGAGCAGAAGAUGGCGAGAAACUACUCGAGCUGUCAGCGUGA
Molecule: messenger RNA, 417 nt
Organism: Alternaria novae-zelandiae
Lineage: Eukaryota; Fungi; Ascomycota; Dothideomycetes; Pleosporales; Pleosporaceae
Exons: 2
Coding region: 1-417 (138 amino acids)
Source: RefSeq, a predicted model, not a curated record